Frieseomelitta varia is the source of this 641-nucleotide messenger RNA. RefSeq names its product nucleolar protein 58 (gene nop5). The record is from RefSeq and is a predicted model, not a curated record. Gene Ontology annotation, cellular component: small-subunit processome; box C/D methylation guide snoRNP complex. Gene Ontology annotation, molecular function: snoRNA binding. NCBI's taxonomy places the organism in Eukaryota, Metazoa, Arthropoda, Insecta, Hymenoptera, Apidae.
CAAACCGGUAGCCACUAACGCCAACAUCCGUUAAUGUGAGAAUUGCGCUACUCUACAAAUGUUAUAACGCUGACAUCUUUCGUCACCAGCGUGGGGAUUGUCAAAACGAUUAGUACGACAUUUUUACCCGGAAAGGAAAGUUAAUCAAAAUGUUGAUAUUAUUUGAAACUCCUGCGGGGUAUGCGAUUUUCAAGUUACUUGAUGAAAAUAAAUUAACGCAAAUUGAAAAUCUUUAUCAUGAUUUUGAAACACCUGAAGCAGCUUGUAAAGUAGUAAAGUUGAUGCAUUUUGAAAAGUUUGUAGACACUGCAGAGGCUCUUGCAGCUACAACAGCUGCGGUAGAAGGAAAACUAUAUAAAUCAUUAAAAAAAGUAAUUAAAAGACAUUGUACAAAACUUCAGGAACAACUAGCUGUAGCUGAUGUUAAGCUGAGUAAUGCUAUAAAGGAUAAACUGAGUUUAUCUUGUGUUAGCAACACAGCUAUACAAGAAUUAAUGAGAUGCAUGAAAAGUCAGAUGGAUAGUUUAUUGGUUGGCUUACCAAAGAAAGAAAGAACAGCAAUGGCAUUGGGCCUAGCGCACAGCCUGUCCAGAUAUAAAUUAAAGUUUUCUCCUGACAAAAUUGAUAUAAUGGUAAUACAA